AGAGAGAGAGAGAUGAAACAACCGAAGAAAGGGGCGUCUCUUUUCUCGUUACUGCCGGAAGAUUGCAUAUCGGCGAUCAUUUCGUUGACAUCACCGAGGGAUGCUUGCAGAGCUUCGGCGAUCUCAUCGGCGUUCAAGUUGGCAGCCAAUUCCGACACCGUGUGGGAGAAAUUCCUGCCGUACGAUUAUCCGGAGAUCAUAUCGAGAUACAGUGGAUCAUGA
Ilex paraguariensis (yerba mate) is the source of this 222-nucleotide messenger RNA. The record is from the annotation of a GenBank genome assembly. NCBI's taxonomy places the organism in Eukaryota, Viridiplantae, Streptophyta, Magnoliopsida, Aquifoliales, Aquifoliaceae.